GACAGUCACUUACCCAACACGGCUGCUCUCGUGGCAUUUUCUUCCUAGGCAGUUGCAACGAAGAACAGCGAGGAGAGAAAGGGUCUUCUGCAUCGACAGGCCUUUUGACUCAACCAACAUUCCGAGUCCCGUCGAAAAGUCCAUUCUUUCAUUCUUUCAUACCAGCACAGCGGCAUCAUGGCCCAGAAACGUCUCAUGCAAGAGCUGCAGGCUCUCCAGAAGGAAAAAUGGGUAGACAUUACCACGGAUGAAAUCAACCUCUUCAGGUGGAAAAUCGGACUCUGGGUCGUGAAUCCUGACAGCGUUUGGCACGGAGCAUUUCUCAAGGCCGAGAUGAGAUUCCCAGCCGACUAUCCCUACCAGCCACCUGUCUUCAGAUUCCUCACUCCCAGCAUCAUCCACCCCAACGUGUAUCUCGACGGAAACCUCUGCAUCUCUAUUCUACACAAGCCAGGAGAAGACGAGCAGUCUGGUGAACUGGCGAGCGAGCGAUGGAAUGUGCUUCAUGGAGUUGAAUCGGUCCUCCGAUCCGUUCUUUUGCUGAUGGACGAUCCCGAGAUUAAUUCGGCCGCCAACGUCGAUGCUAGUGUUUUGUACAGAGACAAUCGUCCUUUUUACGACCGGAUGGCAAGAGUCGUAGUGGAAGAGACCCAGAAGGGCAAGCCAGCAGGUGCGCGUAUGCCUUCGAUGGAAGAACUGGCUCCAACGCCGGUAAAGCCGGUCGAUGACGACACAGACUUUUGGAAUAUGUCAGAUGAAGAAGAGGACUUUGGCGGCAGCGACAGCGACGAGAAUAUGGAAGACGACUUUGAUGAUGAUUUUGAAGACGAGGAUGACAAAUGAGUAGCAACUACAAGAUUCUACGAGCUGCUCUGCUCUCACAUCCGUUGGACACUUUGGACCGUUUACCGAGAGCGAGCGAGCGAGCAAAAAGUCGGAUAGCAUCGCGGCAUGCUAUUAUCGACCGGGCAUUUCUUACCUAUACAGCAAUUCUAUCUUUGCGGCGUUUGGCGGCAUCUUCCCUAUCCAUGCAUGGAACGGCCCAAGGGAAGUUUCGGUGUCAUGGCGCGGCAUCUCUCUACUCUGGACCCAUGAGGAUGUUUCAUUUUUGCUUUCCAUGUCUUGUUUCCUGUAGCUUUGGAUUUUUUUUGGGGGGGUCAAUUGGUUCAUGAGGCUUUCCUAUUUCAUUAGCGGGAUUAUCGUUUAUUAUAGCUUGCGUAUUUAUAUAGAAGACAGAAGCGUAUCAACGCCUUGUGGUA
Molecule: messenger RNA, 1259 nt
Organism: Trichoderma atroviride IMI 206040
Lineage: Eukaryota; Fungi; Ascomycota; Sordariomycetes; Hypocreales; Hypocreaceae
Biological process (GO): protein polyubiquitination; ubiquitin-dependent protein catabolic process
Molecular function (GO): ubiquitin conjugating enzyme activity
Source: RefSeq, a predicted model, not a curated record